Thamnophis sirtalis is the source of this 1936-nucleotide messenger RNA. NCBI's taxonomy places the organism in Eukaryota, Metazoa, Chordata, Lepidosauria, Squamata, Natricidae. The record is from RefSeq and is a predicted model, not a curated record.
UUCUAUCCUUCCCAGCAUUAGAACUUUGUCCAGAGAGCAAGAUCUUUGCAUAUAGUCUGGUCAUUUGUGCCUUCAGUGAAGAACUUUGGAAUUGAUUUGUAUCAUGGUUCAUUUGUUUGUUCCCUUAGUUGCCCACAGUAUCCUCAGGAAUCUUCUCCAACCCCAAAAUCAGAAGUGUCAAUAGUCAUCUUAUCUGCAACUUCAAAAUCCGUUACUUAAUUUUUUUAUAAAAUGGAGAAAAUUGUAGUAAAAUUAAUAAGGUGCAGCUAGAGAGAAUAUCUGAAUCAUAGCACUGGAAAAUAGCAUGUGAGAAUUGGCAUCUGGAUGACUACUAGACUUCUAGAAAGACUCACCACAUCAUGUAGCAGCCAGUCACAAAGUUUCAUUUUAUAUAUACAUUUCUAUGUAUUAUCUGAAGUACCAUAAGAGCAAUCUUUAUUCUAUGAGAGUGGGAAUAUACAAGUUCUAAGAAAACUAUCUCCUAAACUUGGAGAUGGAACAGAAAAAAAUGCUGAUAGAAUGCAAGCAGUUUCUGUGACACACUUUCUGCACAUUUUGAAUAAGAAUUUGAUUAUUUUUUUUAAAGAAUAAAAACUGGGGCGAGUGGAGUUCAAAAUGUAUGGCCCUUAAUUUUCAGAAAGUGGGUAUUCACUACCAAAACAACAUAUUGUUGCAGUAUUUCUCCUCUCCUCUCCCCUCGAUUUCCUCUACUUCCUCCUAUUUCACAGUCAUACUGUCCUUCCUUAUUAUUAUGGCCAUCAAUUUUAUAUCUAGAUACUUAACACCAUGUACAACUGUUUGUUUUUGUUAGGCAAGACCAGAACAAAAGACAAGUACCGUGUUGUAUAUACAGACCACCAGCGGCUGGAACUGGAGAAGGAAUUCCACUACAGUCGCUAUAUCACCAUCCGGCGGAAAGCAGAGCUGGCAGCAGCCCUUGGACUCACUGAGCGGCAGGUGAAAAUCUGGUUCCAGAAUCGGAGAGCAAAGGAGAGGAAAGUGAACAAGAAGAAGAUGCAGCAGCAAACGCAGCCUGCCAGUACAACUACACCUACCCCACCAGCGGUCUGCACUCCAGGCCCUAUAGGCGGCAUCUGCAGCAGCACCACCAAUCUAGUUUCCACCUCCCCAAUGACUAUCAAGGAAGAAUUUAUGCCUUGAACUCAGCCUUUCCAUUACAUCUCCAAACUAACCUACCCAGAAUGAUAUGGAUUUCCCUCAGAGUCAAACUUACUUGUCAGACUCUCAACCAAGUAGCUUUUUUCUAUGUGCUACUCUACUGGACAAAUAUAAUCAACUCAUUCCUAGGAGUUAAAACCAAAUAGGCCUCUGUGGCUAUUAGAGAAAGACUUGCUGUUGUCUCAGACAAGGGAGGAAUCAUGGGUGUUUGGGAAGAAAGAAACAAGGAAGCAGAGUACUUAAAAAAAAUAUCUGGAUCUUCAUCUGAACAGGAUCAGAAUUAUAGAGUCAGAUGAUUCACAAGUUUAAUUAAUUGUUAAAUUAUAUUUUGUCAGCCUCUGGUCAUUACUCAGGCCUUGUGAUGUGGGUCAAAAAGGCAGGAGCCAAGUGACUUAUUUCAAGCCAAAUUAUAGGUCAGGUCAGAUGAUAGAAACUGAGCCCCGGUUUUACAUACUAUACAGUAUGUAUAGUAUUAGGAACUAAAGUCAUAUUAAAGGCUAAGUAGGCAAGAAAUACAGACAAACAAGAUGGUGAGAAAGAGAGAAGUAAGUAAGUAAGUUAUCGGCUUCCACAAAACAGGGUCUCUUAGAAUGCCAAAAGUCCAACAUUGUUUUCUUGAAAAUUUUAUUCAUGCCUCUAUUCCAUAUCAAAGACAUCUGACUUGGUGUGAGACACUUAGGUUAUAGCAGAGGUGGGUUGCUCCCAGUUCAGCCCGGAUUGUGUGAACCGGUAGUGGCAGCGGGAGGCUCUGCCCACC